Messenger RNA from Sphenostylis stenocarpa, 969 nucleotides. The record is from the annotation of a GenBank genome assembly. NCBI's taxonomy places the organism in Eukaryota, Viridiplantae, Streptophyta, Magnoliopsida, Fabales, Fabaceae.
AUGGAUCUGCUACGGUCGGAACCUAUGCAAAUGGUUCAAUUGAUCAUUCCAAUCGAAUCAGCUCAUCGAUCAAUCUCUUACCUCGGCGAUCUCGGCCUCUUCCAAUUCAAAGACCUCAAUGUAGAUAAAAGUCCAUUCCAGCGAACUUAUGCUUCUCAGAUUAAAAGAUGUGGGGAAAUGGCGCGUAGGCUACGGUUGUUUAAGGAACAAAUGACGAAAGCAGGUAUAUCACCCACAACGAGGUCAGCAAGAGAGGAUACCGUUGAUCUGGAAAGUUUGGAGGUUAAACUUGUAGAACUUGAAGCUGACCUCCUUGAGAUUAACGCAAAUAAUGAGAAGUUGAAACACACUUACAAUGAGCUAUCAGAGUAUAAACUUGUUCAAGAAAAGGUUGGUGAUUUUUUCUCUUCAGCAAAAAAUAAUGCGGUAGCUCACCAGAAAAGGCUUGAAGCCCAAAUAACUUUUGAAAGGUCUAUUGACAGCCCAUUAUUAUUGGAACAGGAAGAGACGACAACAAAGCAAAUUAAGCUGGGGUUUAUCAGUGGACUUGUUUCGAGGGAAAAAUCAGUUCCUUUCGAAAGAAUUCUAUUUCGUGCUACUAGGGGAAACGUGUUUCUCAAACAGGCUGUGGUUGAUCAUUCUGUUGUUGAUCUUUCGUCAGGGGAGAAGCAUAGCAGUUUCAGGAAGACUUUCAGAAUUGAAGACAACCAUCGAUGCGGGGUUGCUUCACCGGAGCACUCUAUUGCAGACAGUUGGAUAUCACUACGAGCAGUGGAGCCUUCAGUAGGUUGGUGUCCUGUUUCUGCAACAAGUCAGAUUCAAAAAGCAUUGCAGCAGGCAACUAUGGAGUGUAAUUCUCAAGUUGGGGCGAUAUUUCAGGUUUUAGAGACAAAGGAAUCACCGCCUACCUAUUUUUCCACAAACAAAUUCACUUCUUCUUUUCAAGAAAUUGUAGAUGCCUAUGGGUAA